UCUGUUUGAAAACUGGGCCCACUGAAUUUAUCUGUAACUGUUCUUUCCUUAUGUACUUAAAAAAUAAUGUUCUAGAAGCGUCUGUGGCAAGUUAGCUGCGUUUUUAGUUUUUGCUUUGCCUUUGGUUGUGACAGAUGGCGAAGUCGAGUGAUUGCACCAGCAAUUAAUUUCAAUAAAUAUCCAUGUUAAUCAUCAUCAUGGGAUUGAUCCUUCAGAGCCAGAUACGUUAUUGUUAGUAACUAAAAGUAAAGUACCAUUGCGAUGGAACAACUCAAACGGAUAAAGGGAGUGAGGGGCCGUCUCAAAUCCAGCCUCACCAAACUGCUAUACACAGCAGAAAACUCUUCCGCAUCAAUCGGCGUUGACGUGGAGGUACUGCUAGUCAGGCCCGACAAAGUUUGGAAUGAUUUCGAACUUGCCGGAGAUGAUCUGAGCGUGCUUGACGUCGAGGGCUGGGUUGAUCCUGCGGAUGACUACGGCAUGUAUGAGGCGAAGUACCUAAAAGCCCGUGCGCUUUUAUUUUCCCUCAAGCGCUCACAGAAGCCGACAACACCAACAACAAAGAGACAUGCAAAAGGAGACUCAAUAGCUAACAACGACGCUAUUUCUCGCUUAGUGCAGCAACAACAAGAGUUCUUCGAACGCCUCGAAGCAACUUUAACACCAACCCAGGCUGAAGCCGCGGCUCCAGUAAGGGAGACAGAAUUACCGAAAAUUCACAUAAAACCGUUUGGUGGCUUUUACAAGAUGAGGCUGCAAGUUUGGUACGCCACUUGCCGAUUUCUGAGACCGCAUAUGACAACGCUUUGGAGCGCCUCAAUGCGAGAUACGAUCGACCACGUCAAAUUAUUCACAACCUGUUGGACAUCUUUAUACAUAAUACAUAACAUAAUUGACCAGGUAUCCCUGGAGAGUUUUUUCCAAAUUUGUUUAAAUUUCUAUUUUUUAAAUAACAAAUUAGCCGAUUUUUUUCCUCAAAAAUCACGUUUUUUACUUCAAAGUGUUCCCAAAAAUUUAAAAAUCGGAUCUUCUAAAAACCCUCCCAGGGUUACCUGGGAAAAAUGUCUAUCUAACGAUAGAACUUUAAUUUUUUGAUUUCAGAUAAUCUACAACCGAUAUAUGAGGGGCACCGCAAUGCAACUUUUUUUCGAGGAGCCUGCUAAUAAUGGUCGCCAUUGCCGUAGUUCUUAUUAUUUUUUUCUGAAAAUUUUACAAAACAUUCUUCAAAUGUUGUACUUCAAUCUAAAAAUAGUUUAAAUAAAUAGAUGUUUACCAGAUCCUCAAAAAAAAAAAACAUGAAAAUGUGUCUUUUUUUGCUCGCUCAGACCCUAACCCCCCC
This is a messenger RNA of Drosophila ananassae, 1339 nucleotides long. RefSeq lists its product as uncharacterized. The transcript has 2 exons. Lineage: Eukaryota; Metazoa; Arthropoda; Insecta; Diptera; Drosophilidae. The record is from RefSeq and is a predicted model, not a curated record. Bases 262 to 1095 code for a protein of 277 amino acids.